Malania oleifera is the source of this 288-nucleotide messenger RNA. RefSeq names its product auxin-responsive protein SAUR20-like. Gene Ontology annotation, biological process: response to auxin. The transcript has a single exon. Lineage: Eukaryota; Viridiplantae; Streptophyta; Magnoliopsida; Santalales; Ximeniaceae. The record is from RefSeq and is a predicted model, not a curated record. Bases 1 to 288 code for a protein of 95 amino acids.
AUGGGCGUCCAUUUUCUCAGAAAUAUAACUCAUGCUAAGCAGAUUCUGCAGCAAGUCCGUCUGACACCCUGUGCAGCCAAUGUGCCUAAAGGACACUUUGCUGCUUAUGUUGGAGAAGUCUGCAAGAAGCAGUUUGUGGUUCCAAUUUCUUAUUUGAAGCAUCCUUCGUUCCAGAAGUUGCUGAGUCAUGCUGAAGAAGAGUUUGGGUUUGACCAUCCCAUGGGAGGUCUCACAAUCCCAUGCAAAGUAGAAGACUUCAUUGAUCUCACUCAUAGUUUGAAUUGCUAA